Molecule: messenger RNA, 429 nt
Organism: Cylicocyclus nassatus
Lineage: Eukaryota; Metazoa; Nematoda; Chromadorea; Rhabditida; Strongylidae
Source: the annotation of a GenBank genome assembly
AUGAGUUCCUUGUCUGUGCUUUUGCUGCUUGUAGCUUCAUUCCAUCAAUCUAUCUGCCUUUUCGGAAUUGGCAGAAGACAGUCCGUGGCCGUACGUGGUGUUCUGGAGUGUAACGGCACAACAGCUCCAGGUGUGAAGGUGAAGCUGUACGAAAAAGAAAUUUUCCUCGACAAAAAGUUGGAUCAAACAAAGACCGACGCUAAUGGUAGCUUCUAUCUAUCCGGAAGCAAAACAGAAAUCACUAACAUCGAUCCUAAGGUCAACAUCUACCACAAGUGCAAUUAUAGAGGACCAUGCUACAAGAAGAUUGCAAUCACCAUUCCCAAGGAAUAUAUUACUCGUGGUGCUUACCCACAGAAGACGUUCAACGUUGGAAGGCUGAACCUUGCCGGCAAACUCAAGGGCGAAUCUGUAGACUGUCUCAACUGA